AUGGACUCAGUCCCUAUUCCGACGGGUUGCAUCCCCUUAAACGAUGCCUUCGAUCAUGCCGAAUUCUACAGUGUCAUCGGUGUCUGCGUGGACUAUUUCGAGGUGACGAAAUCCAGGGGCACCGACUACAUGACGACGCUCAAGUUGCACGAUGCGACGUGGAACAGAGAAAAUGGGUCGGGUAUGAAUUUCCGCCUUUUCAACGGGAACCCUUCGAACCUACCUGUCAUCGGCGACCAAGGAGACGUGGUUAUCUUCCGCAAUUUCAAGAACAUCAAUCGCGGCGAGACCAUGGGCAUCUCCAACCGCGGCUCGAAAUGGGUUGUCCUGCCAGCCACGGCGUUGGCCUCCUGUGAUAAUUUGCAGGAUAUGCACCGCCGUGCUACAUGGUCCGGGAAAAACAAUCCCAGCAUUCCGUGGGAAUUUGAUAUAUUCAGCGAAGACGAGUUGCGGUAUGCGAAAUGGCUAGCAGACCAAGAAGAUCCUAGUCAAUGGCGCCCAGUGCUUGCCUCUACAGCGCUGCAGCGUGAGCAUAUCAUGUCCACCAAUGGAGGCAACCCGCCGCCUCGCGGCCAGAAAUUCCGCUUGAUAAAGGACCUUGAGGUGUCUUACAACAGGACUGGAACAUAUGCGGACCUUCUAGGGGAAGUGCGACACAUUUACUCCGACGACUAUAAAACUGACUUGCGUUUGACUGACUACACGACAAACGAGGGUCUAUACGAGUUUCGCUUCGGUGACCCUGAGGCCGGCCGGGAUGGUGAUCUUUACGGCUACACAGACGAUUCUAACAAGAAGUGGCCUGGUCCAUGGGGGAGGAUGACCAUGACUCUGACUCUGUGGGAUGCUCACCAUAAUUACGCCCGAGCCAAUGUCAAAGAGGGCACUUUUGUGUACCUGCGCAACGUGCAGAUCAAAUUGGGCAGGAACGGGUCAAAUUUGGAAGGAUUCUGUCGAGGAGACAAAGAUAAUCCCAGCAGAUCAAACGUCGAGGUGAGGAAGCCGCAUGAGGCGCAAAGCGAUGACCACAUGAAAUCCCUCCUAAUCCGGAAACGAGAGUAUGAAGAAAAGGCGAAGGCAGAAAACAUUCGCUUCAUACGGAAUGCUCAGGCGGUGCAAAAGAGGCAAGUCGAGGAAGCAGACGAGCCAAAGAGUAAGAAGGCUCGCCUGAGAAACCGCAAGAAGAGGGAGAAUAAAGUAAAGCAUGAUACUGGACAACGACCGGAAGGAUCUGCGGCCGACACUGGGAAGUCUGUGGCCAAGUUGAAUGGCAACGUCCGCUGUGAAAAUGUCAAUGUGCCUUGCAAAACGGUUAUAGACAUCCUCGAUGACGAUAACCUGGUACGCACAACGGCCCAGGGCACCACCUUCAAGCUUCCAUUUCAGAACUGCAGGUACAGGGCGAACGUCAGGGUGGUGGAUUUCUUCCCGGAUGACAUCGCCGACUUUGCUGCACCUCGAGAAUACUCGGAGUACGAUUACUUAUCGGACGGCGACAACGGCCGCGACUCAGACAUCGACCUCAACCAGGGUGGUGGAAAUGAUGUGAGUUGGGAAUGGCGUUUCUUUCUGCUCGUCGAGGAUGCUCGGCAGCAGCAGGCAUCGCGAGACGGCCGGCCUGCGCGCAUGGAACUGCUGGUUGCCAACACUGACGGCGACUACCUCCUCAACAUGGAGGCCUGCGAUUUGAGGAGUGAUGAAAAUGCGCGUGAGCUUGCGAAAGUGAAAGAGAAGCUGUUCCAUCUAUGGGGCGACCUUCAGGAAAAAAAGGAAGAAACCGCCAUGGCCGGAGGGUCGAGUUGGAAACCUAGCGCCAGGCCUUUCCAGUGCCUGAUAAAGGAGUAUGGAGUGCCAACACGGACUGCCGGUGGACGGUCCAGGGACAGCUUGUCGUAUGAAAGAGUAUUCGGGUUGUUCGGAACGACAAUCUGA
Capronia coronata CBS 617.96 is the source of this 1932-nucleotide messenger RNA. RefSeq lists its product as uncharacterized. NCBI's taxonomy places the organism in Eukaryota, Fungi, Ascomycota, Eurotiomycetes, Chaetothyriales, Herpotrichiellaceae. Gene Ontology annotation, biological process: regulation of telomere maintenance via telomerase; telomere capping. The transcript has a single exon. Gene Ontology annotation, cellular component: nuclear telomere cap complex; chromosome, telomeric region. Gene Ontology annotation, molecular function: G-rich strand telomeric DNA binding; telomerase inhibitor activity. The record is from RefSeq and is a predicted model, not a curated record. The coding region runs from base 1 to 1932 and encodes 643 amino acids.